Vitis riparia (riverbank grape) is the source of this 1670-nucleotide messenger RNA. RefSeq names its product malate dehydrogenase, chloroplastic. Gene Ontology annotation, molecular function: L-malate dehydrogenase (NAD+) activity. The record is from RefSeq and is a predicted model, not a curated record. The transcript is spliced from 2 exons. The coding region runs from base 199 to 1440 and encodes 413 amino acids. Gene Ontology annotation, cellular component: mitochondrion; cytoplasm. Lineage: Eukaryota; Viridiplantae; Streptophyta; Magnoliopsida; Vitales; Vitaceae. Gene Ontology annotation, biological process: malate metabolic process; tricarboxylic acid cycle.
UCUGUGGGCUGAUUUCGGCUGCUAUGUAUAAGUUGGUAUGAUACGAAGGGAGUAGAGAUUGAUCCGAGGCACAGAGGCGAAGAAACCCAAGUUGCUCUACUCUCCUUCAAUCCUCCUUUUAACAUCAAGUUUCUCGGGCCUUUGUAGAACCUGCAAAUCCAAGUUUUUGCUCUCUACAACCGUUUUUGAGAGUGCAAGAUGGCAGCAACAUCGUCGACUACAAUUACAAUCGGAUCAUCUGCCUCAAUUGGCUCAAAAGCAAUCCCACUUUCACGGUCGAAGUGUUUUGGUGUGUCAUUCAACUCCCAGAACUAUCUUAAGAGUUUCAGUGGCCUGAAGGCAGCAUCUUCAAUCAGCUGUGAAUCAGAGGCAUCCUUCUUAGGCAAGGAAAGUAGUGCAGCUCUUCGAAACUCUUUUGCACCAAAAGCUGGAAAGCAAAACCUGAGGCAUCAGUACUACCUACAGCCCCAGGCCUCAUCGUCCAAAGUGGCAAUUCUUGGAGCUGCUGGAGGGAUAGGUCAGCCCCUAGCACUCCUAAUCAAGAUGUCCCCAUUAGUUUCUGCCCUUCACCUUUAUGAUAUAGCAAAUGUUAAGGGAGUUGCUGCUGAUCUCAGUCACUGCAAUACUCCUGCUCAAGUGCUGGACUUUACAGGAACUUCUGAAUUAGCCAAUUCUUUGAAAGGUGUGGACGUGGUUGUUAUACCUGCAGGAGUUCCGAGAAAGCCAGGUAUGACCCGUGAUGACCUCUUCAACAUCAAUGCCAACAUAGUGAAGACCUUGGUUGAGGCUGUUGCUGACAACUGCCCUGAUGCCUUCAUCCACAUUAUCAGCAAUCCAGUUAAUUCUACAGUGCCCAUCGCUGUGGAAGUUUUGAGGCGGAAGGGUGUCUAUGAUCCAAAGAAGGUUUUUGGUGUUACUACACUGGAUGUUGUGAGGGCAAACACAUUUGUUGCUCAGAAGAAGAACCUGAGGCUCAUUGAUGUAGAUGUCCCUGUUGUUGGGGGACAUGCUGGGAUAACCAUUCUGCCCCUGCUGUCAAAGACAAAGCCCUCAGUAAGUUUCACUGAUGAAGAAGUGGAAGAACUAACUGUUAGAAUCCAAAAUGCUGGAACAGAAGUUGUGGAGGCAAAGGCAGGAGCAGGGUCUGCUACACUGUCAAUGGCAUAUGCAGCAGCAAGAUUCGUUGAGUCAUCCCUCCGUGCACUGGAUGGGGACACGGAUGUCUAUGAGUGCGCCUAUGUACAGUCGGAGCUGACUGAGCUUCCUUUCUUUGCCUCAAGGGUUAAGAUUGGAAAGAAAGGGGUUGAAGCCGUGAUUUCUAGUGACCUCCAAGGGUUGACUGAGUAUGAAGAGAAGGCUUUGGAAGCCCUCAAGCCAGAACUGAAGGCCAGCAUUGAGAAGGGGGUGGCUUUUGCACAAAAGCAAACAGUGACAGCUUAAACUUCAGUUUUAAAGCACUAACCACAUCAAUACAAUUUGGGAAUAAUGUUGUGGAUUCAUCAUUGCAUUUGUGCUUUCAAUUUUGUAGAAUUGAAGUUUCUUGUUUGCUUUGCCAUUUGAGUUUGGUAAGGAUGAACAUAGAGUAUGUUGUAGUUUCAACCAACAUAAUUGUUCUCAUUGGGAACUUGUUCUGCUUGAUUGUUCUGAAAUAUGCCUAGUGCUUUGCAUCA